Messenger RNA from Syngnathus acus (greater pipefish), 877 nucleotides. It is a transcript of the gene syf2, whose product is annotated as SYF2 pre-mRNA-splicing factor. The transcript has 7 exons. NCBI's taxonomy places the organism in Eukaryota, Metazoa, Chordata, Actinopteri, Syngnathiformes, Syngnathidae. Gene Ontology annotation, cellular component: catalytic step 2 spliceosome; Prp19 complex; post-mRNA release spliceosomal complex. The record is from RefSeq and is a predicted model, not a curated record. The coding region runs from base 39 to 755 and encodes 238 amino acids.
CUUCACCACUUUUGGUUCUUCCGGUGUGUAGUACGGUAAUGGCGUCCGUUAGUAAGGAGACGAGUACACCCACUGAGGGGGCGCUGACGGGAACAACCGGGUCUUCGAAGAGAGAGGACAGACUACGGAAGUUCCGCGAGUUACAUUUUAAACGGAAUGAAGCACGCAAGCUCAAUCACCAGGAAGUUGUCGAGGAGGAUAAUAGGCUGAAGCUCCCCUCUAACUGGGAGGCUAAAAAAGCCAGACUGGAGUGGGAACUUCAUGAAGAUGGAAAGAAAAAGGAAUGUGCAGCCAGAGGGGAAGACUACCACCGAGUGAAACUUCUUGACAUCACGGCUGGUGAUGCAGAGCGGUGGGAGAGAAAGAAAAAGAAGAAUAAUCCUGACAUGGGAUUUGCAGGUUAUGCUGAGGCCCAAUUUCGGCAGUAUCAGAGGCUCACCAAGCAGAUCAAACCAGACAUGCAAAACUAUGAGAAGCAACGAGAGGAAUGUGGUGAGGACUUCCACCCCACGUCCAAUAGCUUGAUCCACGGCACCCAUGUUCCCUCUGAGGCGGGCAUUGACCGCAUGGUGGAAGAUGUCGAGAAACAGAUCGAAAAGCGUGCCAAGUACAGCCGACGAAGGGCCUACAACGACGACGCAGACAUCGACUAUAUCAACGAGAGGAACGCCAAGUUCAACCAGAAGGCCGAACGCUAUUACGGCAAAUACACAGCAGAGAUCAAGCAGAACCUGGAGAGAGGCACUGCUGUGUAAGUUGCCCUUCAAAGUCAUCAAAUGUUGAAACGUGUAUCCAGUAAAUGUCAUGUUUGGACAGUACAGUUUAAGACGACUGUAUUCUCACCCUUAUUUUUAAAUAAACCAUUCAGAGAACACAA